This is a messenger RNA of Sungouiella intermedia, 8424 nucleotides long. The record is from the annotation of a GenBank genome assembly. NCBI's taxonomy places the organism in Eukaryota, Fungi, Ascomycota, Pichiomycetes, Serinales, Metschnikowiaceae.
AUGAUCGAAAUUCCAAACUUGGAUCAGCCCUCCUACGGUCAGGACGAACUCGACCAACUUCAGGUUCAGUACAAUCGCCAUUCAGCACAUAGUCAAAUGCCUGAUGGCGCGUCCUCUGAUAACACCAUCCGCGUUAAUCUUCAUUCGGACCUGGAACCGCUGCUCCACACAGAGAACCUUCGUAGUUCAGUCCGUGCUGGGCUCGAGCUGCCCAUCGACUUUGUCAACGAUAGCAUGCUGCCUGCUGCUUCGCUUCCGAAUCUUAUUCACAUGACUACGAACUCUCCGCUGGCCGUGGAUCUGUACUUUCUGUCUCAUAAGCGUAUAGACGAUAUGGACGGGUACUCACCGCAGAUCGAGCCCGCCAACAUCAUCGAGGAGCUGCCUGAGGCCGAUGCAGAUGAUACCGAAGUUCAGAUUGAUAAGCUGCUGCUGUUUCAGUAUCAGGAUAACCCCACUCUAUCUGAAUCUAUCCAGAAAUUAGCUGACCAGUUCAAUGGCAAGGGUGGCCACUCGGAUUCGCUAAACGAGAUGCUGCAAGAGGAUCAGGAGCUCUACAAUAAUACCAGACUGUUCAUGAUCUCACCGAAUCAACAAAGUACGUCUGACGCUUCCCUUGCGCUUUCUGACUAUAUGCGAGAGCUUGAAAUCGAUCCUCAGGAAGUCCAAUACAGUAGAGCAACUCCUGUGCAUAUGAAAGCAGCGAAAUUUACUGUCCGUCAUCCUCUCAGUCAGGCUACGGGUCCAGAUUCAAUAAAUAUUGACGAUAUCGAUGCAGAGGCUGUUAUGGAGAAUGUUAGUGACAUUGAUCUGGUGAACGAAUCCCCAAAACAGCUCAAUCAGCAUCCUCUUGGAGCCAACACCAUAGAUCUCGACAUGCCUACACCUUUAAGAUCUUCCCUAUCUCAGGAAUUUGCAUCGCCUCGCAGCCAGAAACUCGAGUACGUGGAACCCUCCCCACAGUUGCCUCCUCCACUUUCUGCAAAAUCUCUGAAACAAGCAUUCGCACACUUUCAAGAGUUCUCCAACACCAGAAGAAGUCUAGCCACUGAACUAAAGAAUCCUGCGGAAUAUACCUUGCAUAUCGUCUUCACCCAGUUUGUUCGUCACGCUGAACUGAAGUUGAACAUGUGCCUCGACUUUCCACUUCUGGAAGAACCUCCCAUCAUUGAGAUCUUAGCAGAAGGGGUUGACAGAGAAUUUGACCACAUCAUUUCCUCACUUGGCUACAUUGCAAAACGUAAACCAAAACCUGUCAUUGACAGUGUGAUGUUUUGGAGGAAGUCCAAAAGCGAAGUUGCUGCUCGCGCAGCGUCUGAAGUCGAAAAGAUCGUUACUUUAUCGCAGACCUCGAUGUCUCGCUUGUCUGAAAGUAGUAAUGUUACAACAGUUGGUACCGCAGUUGGUACAGCAGUUGGCGGUGCCUUGGAUGCUCUCAAUUUCAAGGGCCCCCAGAACAAAGGCAAGAGGAGUCUCAGUCUAAUGAGAAGUAAGAGUAUUUCCAAAUUAACGCACCGCAGAAACAAUUCAGCAUCUGUGUUGUUGGAUUCACGCUCACAGGCUAAACAAAGUUCAGAAUCAAACCUAGGCAAUCCGUCCUACGAUUAUGAGCUUGCAAGACAGAAACAUUAUUUUGAGGAACAGAUCGCACAUGCGCAAGAAACGGCUGUUCAGGCCGAGCGCAAGUCUUUGGCUUCAAUAUAUAUACUUUGUCGUGUUUUGAUUGAAGUCGUGAAGCAAACUUCUCAAGACACAAUGGGGGAUGAUCUAGGAGGAAGACUCGAGGAGAUUGUUUACAACCAAUUGAAAACGACCGACCCAGUGAGCGCUAGUGAAUCUUUCGUAAGACUGGCCAAUUGGAAUUUAUUUGCUGAACUUCUCGGGUUCAUGUCCGAGAAGAGGUUCUUGAGUGUCAGCGAUCGGUUCAUUGCCGAUUUGGAAAAAGUUCCUAUCAAUGUGAAGCAUGAAGAUGAACCCAGCUUGCAUCUCCUUAUCUACGGUAUGAGGUAUCUAAAGCUCACUAACUAUCACCUUGAUAAGUUUGAAGAAAGUGCAGAGUUCAUCCAGUCCUUGACGAAGUUCUUUUCGAACUCGCGAAACCAGACAUUGACAUUUGCAUACGCUGAGGUAUUGAGUAACUUGAUUCUCCCUCUUGCUUCAAUUCUUACAGCUGAAGCUAAUCAUCCCAUAUGGGUAGACGCCGUCACCAAGAUCUAUUCUAAGGCUCGCAAAUUAUGGUCAAUAUCCAAUUCGGCUUACCAUCCUGGAAAUGCGAGCUCGAUAAAUCUUGCCCAAAUAGGUGGACCAAUCUUACCAAAUAAUGAUUGGGAUAUUUCAUUGAUCUUGAUGACAUCCGCAUUGAGUGUUGCUCCCAGAGAAUUGUUUGCAGAUAAUUGGUUCCUGAUCAUUGAAAACAACAUCAACAAGUUGAAACCUAAAGGAGACACUUCUGUGAAAACAAAACUAAUGGUUUGUUUGAGUAGACUCCUAUGGGUUUACAUCAACAGGCUCCCUGAUACAUUGAAUAACACUAUCAAGAAGUUGGACAGCUUGUUUGACUUAUUGUUCUUCGGUUCGCUAGUUGCAGGAAAGAAACAGCAAUGGAUUUCUCCGGAUAUCAACCUCUUGAAUGCAUUGUCAGAGAUUAUUCGAAUCGUGAGUUUCCAGCAUUUUAGCUACGUGCUUGACAACGUGAUUCUUAGGCUUUUGAAGUCGAGUUUUAACGGAGAAUCUCUUGAGAACAUGUAUACCGAAAAGUUAACUUUAGUCGUGAAGUCAUAUAUGCUAUGCCUUCAGGACAACAAGGUUGGUGUGAAGCCAAGUUUCCCAACUGACGAAUACAUGAAUGAGAGAUUUGCUGAAUCUGUUGGAAGCUUCGAAAAUGCACGUUCGAAGUCUGUUAGUAUUAAACUUGAUUCAACAACUCAGAGACAGAAUAGAAUCAUGUUUGAUAACAAGCAAAUCAAAAAUCAGGCUGCACAUGAAGACAUUUGUCAAACUUUUGCUUCGUUGCUAAAAUUACUCGAUAGCCUAGUUGGUAUGCAUACCUGGACCAAAACCGAAGGAUCAUUAGUCUCUGCUGCCUAUUCAAAGUCGUUGACCUCGUUCUCAUCAUUCCAUUUUGGACAGGAAUCGUCUCAUCUGACCUCUAGAGACGUUCAAAUUGAACUAUUUGCCAGCUUACUCUCUGCAAGCGCGUGGUCAAUUGUUCCACUAACAAAUGAGCAUUCUGGAAGUACAGUUGUUGGAAUCCAGUUCAAGUCUCUCGUUGAAAUAUUGGUCCGUAAUGCCAUUCAUGACAACGCAGUUAUUUCUCUGGCAUCGAUCAAUGCUUUAGGAAAGCUUGCAGCCAGAAAGAAUGCCGGUAAUUUUCUUCUCACUUAUGCUAGAAUUGCAUUCCGUCUCACAGAGAAGCCAGGACUUGUUUAUGAGUCAGAGUAUUUCAACUCUGAAAACUUUGUACGUCUCUUGAAGAUUUAUGUGGAGUUAUUGAAAUGCUGGCUCAAUCAAUUCAAUGACGAUGACCCGGUACUGGAUAAGCGUGAUGUAAACGAUACUUUGAUGAACAAUGAUGUCCUUAAUGAUUUAUACCAGAUAAACCAUAAGGCAUCUGAUUUAACGAACUUGGAGCCGCCAUCUUCGAAAUUGAAGCCAUACGAGGAGCUUGAAUGGAAAACAAUUAUCACUGUGAUUGAAGAAGUUGAAGGAAAUGGAUUGUUCUUCCUCUGUUCGAAUGACAGUCGUAUUAGACUGUUUGCGAUCUCGAUUUUGAAAGUUGUGGAACAAUUUGACCAAUCUAUCUAUAACAGUACGAACAAAGAGCUCAGUCCUUCAAAUUCCAAUUCAAACUCCAAUUCAGGAAAAGGUCACUCCAGAAGCUCUUCAAAGUAUGUGGCCGAUGAGGGAACGAGAUUGAUCCAUGUGAUGGAGAAUCAAGACAUCCUUGAGCUAAUCAAGCCAAUAAAACACGAAAUGAGUGUUCCCGAAAGAACAAGAUUGAGCAAGAUCAAGAACAAGAAGGGCACAAUUUUGAAACUCGCUGCUUCUGAUUAUGGAAUUGAUUCGACUGUAUGGUUUAGAAUCUACCCUAAACUUUUGGAUAUUUUCUUCGAGAAGUGUCCAAUGCCUCUUGCUCUAUGCCGUUCAACAGUUUGCGUCCGCUUAGUUCAGAUGCACGAGAUAGUUGUCGAAUUCUCAGAGAAUCAUAAAAACAAUACGUCGUCCAUUUUUGGACGUCCAACUUCUUCCACACCUCCGGAAGUUUUGGUGAAUCAAUGGAAGCUUUACCUAAUUUUUGCUUGUUGUUCUUUGACUAGUACAAACGAGCAGAAGAUUUCAAUUCCUUUACAGCCAACGCAUGGACGCAAGAAGUCGUUACCCAUGUAUAUUCAGCAUCAGAAAAUCACUAGUGCGAAAUCUAUUUUCCGGAUGGUUUUACCAUUACUCAAAUCACUUCAACCAAUGAUAAGGGAGGCAGUAAUUUCUGGUCUCAGUUCUAUCAAUAUCAACAUCUGCAAAACCUUAGCAGAAAAUCUACCCGAAUGUAUCAACGACUGGGAUACACAAUCAAUUAAAAGAAAUCGAGCAGACGAUAGAGUUCGAAUUGAAGUCGUUCAUAUCUUGAGCAUCAUUACCAGCAGAUUCAAAUCUGAUUCAAUACUUUACUCCGACGAUUCAACUGUUGCAAACUUUGUCUCAAUAAUUAAGAAUGUUAAGGGAUUUUUGUCAGUGCAAUCAAUUCAAACUCUGCCAGAAUUUCAAAGUCUCAGGAUUUACUUCAGUUCUCUUUUGGAAAAUGUCUUUAUUGGAUUGAAGGAUCGACUGGACUUGAAUAGGUGGCUUCCUUUUGAGGCGCGUAUUGGAUGCUUCAACUUCUUGAAGGAGUGGUGUGGCUUUGGUGACUCAAAAUUGAUUCUUGAAGAGAGAUACGCUCAUAUGAUGCAGUGUACUCUGCAAUUGAAGAUUCCAACAGCGGCAGCAUUUCUAGAAAUGGAGAAGAAGACAUUGCAGAAUGCGUCAUUGAGUUGCAUGGCCACAAUCUGCUCAGGUGUCUUGAAACAAACAUUCAAUGUUCCUGGAAAAACCGCAGUGAUGUCUUUUGAUAUAAAAAGCGUUAUGAAUUGGGUUCACGAAAUCAUCAGUUCCGAUAACGAGAAAGUCAAAGAGAUUGGGCAAGUUGCAUUGAGAAACAUUCUUGAGUCCAACAUUAACAGUGAUGAUAUCUAUCAAGAUGUCUUGAGCCAGUGUUACAACCCACAAAAUUCUUUGCAUGUAAGGGAGGUAUAUUUCACUAAUGUUGUGAAGACCUUCUUGAAAUCAAAGCAGAUCGAACUGAUGCCUUAUGAUAUUUUCAGUCUAUCUACCUUUUUGGUGGGUACAGACAAUUAUGAGAUCAGAUUUGCUGCAGUGAAGCUCCUUAAGCAUAUUGAAACAAAGUUUUUGAACACCUCAUCAAUGGAUUAUUUCACUGAAAGCGUUUGUUGUUCCACCAUGGUUGUUUACAAAAAAGUUCUUUUUGAAAUUUCAGUUAAGUUGGCUUCGGAACACCCAAAAGAUGCGUUCACAUAUAUCAGUUACUUAACGAAGUACUUUAUCGCUGUUGAUAAUUCAACUAGAAAAGAUAUCUUAGCAUGUCUCCUUCCUUGGGUUCAAACAGUGGGGUUGAAAUACGCUGGAGAUGUCGAAACUGAAAAUGGAGAAGCGGAGACAAUUCAGGUUAUCGAACAGCCCCAACAGAUUGACCCCGCAUCUUUGAUGGUGCUUAACAACUUGUUUGAGAUUACUGUUAAGUUCAGCAAGAAGAUUUCAAAUGAAGUCGAAGCAUUGUGGGUUGCUCUCGGAACAAACGCAAAAAAUUUUGAUAUAAUAUGUGGUUACAUCAUCAGAAACUGUUUGGAGAGAAAAAAUGCAAGCUUCGUGUCAUAUUCAAGGCAAAUUAUUGCAUACUUGGUGUUUUCCAAACCUGAUGCUUCUUACAUCAUCAAGAAGUUGAUCGACAACCUACAGCCGAAAGCAAUGGUGCCCUUGCAACAGAAUAACAGAAAACCUACUGAAAGUGAAGAGUUAGACUUCCCAUAUACAGCAGACAUAUCCAAACUCCUUGGUACAGGCGGUAAAGAAUCUCCAUUCUCCCUCGGCCAGUUGUCAAUGAUCUUCUUAGUUGAUUUGUUCCGAUCAAAUAAUGACAUGAUCUUAGAACAUCUUCCAUUAUUGUUGCAUGUUUGUUUUUCAUUACUUGACCAUUAUUUUCCCCUUGUUCAAGAACAAUCAGCAUCCUUGAUAAUUCAUUUGGUGCAUUCGAUAGCUCCUGGUAACCAGAAGUCAAUUCAAGUUAUGGAUACAUUGAGACAAAAAGAUCACCACAAACACUUGUGGGUCUACGAGGACUUGAAUAACGAUAAAAAAGGAGGCAUGACUCCAAAAAAUAUGGAUCUUCUAGUGAGAAAUAUCCUCGAGAUUUUCACUCCCACUGUUCCAAAUCUUCAGACAGAGUGGAGCAGAGUUUCUCUUAAAUGGGCUACUACAUGUGCUGUUCGUCAUUUGGCAUGCCGUUCAUUCCAACUUUUCAGAUCACUCUUGUCAUUUUUGGACCAAUCCAUGCUUAAAGAUAUGUUGCAUAGACUAUCAAACACGAUUGCAGAUGAAGGAGUGGAUAUUCAGGGAUUUGCAAUGCAAAUUCUUAUGACAUUGAAUGCAAUCACAGCCGAGUUAGAUUCUGAGAAAUUGAUUGACUUCCCUCAAUUAUUCUGGUCGAGUGUGGCAUGCCUCAGCACAAUUCAUGAGCAUGAAUUCAUCGAAACAAUCUCAACCAUGUCGAAGUUCGUUUCCAAAAUUGACCUUGAUGCACCAGAUACCAUCUCAUGCUUAACAGCAACAUUUCCGCCAAAGUGGGAAGGAAGAUUUGAAGGCCUACAGCAAGUUGUGUUAGUAGGUCUUCGCUCGGCAACCGCAUGGGAUGCAACCAUCAAAUUUCUUGACAAGUUGAAUAAAUUGCAAGAUAGUAUCAUUAUUGGCUCCGGUGAUUACAGACUUCUAACCGCUUUAUUAACCAACUUGCCAAGAUUCUUGCACGCCCUUGAUCAGAAGUCCAUUACAGCUGAAAUUGAACAAGUGUGCGAGCUCAUGAGUCAGAUGGCCAUCAACUGUGACAAGCCAUCUUUGGCGAGAAUCUUGAAUUCUCUCGCAAAGUACCGUUUUAGAUCAAAGAAGGAUUUCUUAGUCCAAACCAUCUCCACCAUACGAACUAGUUUCUUCCCAGAGUACGAGGCGCAGACACUCACUAUAUUAUUGAGUUUGCUUUCGAACAAAAUUCCUUGGGUUAAGUUGGAGACGCUCAGUAUCCUCAAGCAUAUUUUUCCGCUCGUUGAUCUUCAGAGAGAUGAGUUUCUUGGAGUUGGCGCUGAUCUUGUUUCGCCUUUGUUGAGAUUGUUAUUGACAGAGUACGCCGAGCCCGCAUUAGAGGUUAUCGAUGAAGCGGUGGUCAUUUCAGGCUCUCAGAUGGAUAAAGACAUCUUGAGGAUGAGUUUAGGAGGAACCUCGAUGAGAAGGGAGUACGAAAAGACAGCUACACUCUUUGGAAUUCCAGAGGAGAGCGGCUGGGCCAUCCCAAUGCCCGCCAUGGUUGCAGCCAACACGAGGCACAAUGUUCAUGCUGUUUUUGCCACUUGUGGAGAGUCAGCAGUUGUUGAUGAGGUUUCUAAGGAUUCUUUUGCUGGUGAAGAUAUUGAGUUCUUAAUGGACGAGUACCACCCGCAUAGAUCAGAUUACGGAGAUGCCCAAUCUGUGGGUGUUGAGGAGCCAGCAGCCUCAUUGAGUAACAUGUGGGCUGCGUUGGACGAUUUUGACUCUUUUUUUACCAAGUCGGACCAGCGCGCUCAGAUUGCCUCUGGAGCUCCUAAUGGCCGUCAAUUUGCCAAAAAGAAUAGUGGAUACCAUGCGCCAAGCUUGUCAAUGGACACAAAGACUAGCAACUCCAGCGAUCUCACAUCACCUAUCGAUUCAGUACCACAGGUUUAUGAUAAGAAAGCACUUGUUAUUCUUAACCGGAGUUUGGCAAGAACGCAAUCUACUACCUCGUUUAAGAGUAGUUUGGCAGAUAACUACGGAUCUCCUACUAGUUAUGGCGGCCAAGUUGACAAUGGCGGAGCCAAGAGGUCAUACAUCCCGUUCCGGAGCAGCAAGCAUGCAAAAAGCAAGGAUCCAUACAUGACACCCAAGUUGAACUCGUCAGGUAGUGUUUUCGACCAAAGCACCAUUGGCACUCCACCGACAAAGACUCCCAACAAGUCUAGUCCGCCAGUGCCAUUUUUAGCUCCGCUGUCAGCAAGUCCACAAGAAACAAUUUCUCAAGACUCAAUGAACUCGGAAGCCAUCAACCGAUUCGAUGCAAUCUUGAAUGGAAGAAAGAGGAGCCGGAAGCCAUAG